Messenger RNA from Cheilinus undulatus (humphead wrasse), 2131 nucleotides. RefSeq names its product LEO1 homolog, Paf1/RNA polymerase II complex component (gene leo1). The transcript has 14 exons. The coding region runs from base 25 to 1947 and encodes 640 amino acids. Gene Ontology annotation, cellular component: nucleus; Cdc73/Paf1 complex. The record is from RefSeq and is a predicted model, not a curated record. Gene Ontology annotation, molecular function: RNA polymerase II C-terminal domain phosphoserine binding. NCBI's taxonomy places the organism in Eukaryota, Metazoa, Chordata, Actinopteri, Labriformes, Labridae. Gene Ontology annotation, biological process: transcription elongation by RNA polymerase II; positive regulation of transcription elongation by RNA polymerase II.
UUUUUUUUCCAUGGUUCAGAAGAAAUGGCGGACAUGGACGAAUUGUUCGGGAGUGAUGGGGAUAGCGACAAUGAUCAGCGAGAGUCUGGUUCUGGAUCAGGUUCGGACUCGGAGCCAGAGAGACCUCGAUCCGCCAGCAACGCCUCUGUUAGUGGCAGUGAUAGCGACAGGGGACGAGAUGAUGAUGACGAAGAUGAGGAAGGCCGAGAGGGAGGAAAAGCCAGUAUGAAUAAGGAGCUGUUUGGAGACGACAGUGAGGAUGAGCAGCACAGUCAACACAGCGGCAGCGACAACCAGUCUGAACGAUCAGGCAACCAAUCAGAUGCAAGUGUGCACUCAGACCAGGGUGAGAAUGAUCACUCUGAUGCAGAGCAGCACAGCAGCUCUGAGCGUGGACAUAGAGAUGAAGAUGAGGAUGACGAAGAGGGAGGUCACAGGUCUGAUGGAGGAAGCCCAGCUGGCAGUGGGAUGUCCGGAGGAGGAAGCCCUCAUUCUGGGAGGGGCAGUGCUCGCUCAGACAGAAGUGUUCACAGUGACCCUGGGACUCCACAGUCUGGGCCCGGGACCCCUCACUCUGACGGAGAAGCCUCCGGUCGGGAGAACCAGUCAGAUGAUGAGAAGUGGGAAGGAGGGGGUAAGAGCGACCAGUCAGAGGAUGAAGAAGAGAAACGCCAUUACUCUGAUGAAGAAAGAGAGAACUCUGACGAGGAAGGGCCAAGAAACAGGAAGUCAGAGUCUGUAAAGGGCAGUGAUAGUGAAGAUGAUUUCCUUAGACAGAAGAGCAAAGCAAAAGCAGCUUCUGAUUCAGAUUCAGACAGCGAUAUUGGAAGGAAGAAACCAAAGACGACAGCAGCAGACGAUCUGUUCGGAGAAGCAGAUGACAUUUCUUCUGACAGCGAUGCAGAGAAGCCUCCGACCCCAGGACAGCCUCUGGACACAGAGGAUGGGAUGGAGGGGGAGCAGGCAGAAGAGGAGCCAGCGCCUGAAACCCGUAUUGAAGUAGAAAUCCCAAAAGUCAGCACAGAUCUGGGAUCUGACCUUUAUUUUGUCAAGCUGCCCAACUUCCUGUCUGUGGAGCCCAGGCCCUUUGAUCCUCAGUACUAUGAAGAUGAAUUUGAGGAUGAAGAAAUGCUGGAUGAAGAGGGACGGACAAGGCUCAAACUGAAGGUGGAGAACACGAUUCGGUGGCGAGCCAAAAGGGACGAGGAGGGUAACGAAACACGAGAGAGCAACGCUCGCAUCGUCAAAUGGUCUGAUGGCAGCAUGUCCCUCCACCUGGGGAACGAAGUGUUUGAUGUUUACAAAGCUCCUCUCCAGGGAGACCACAACCACCUGUUCAUUCGACAGGGCACAGGACUGCAGGGACAGGCUGUGUUCAAAACCAAACUCACCUUCAGGCCGCACUCCACUGACAGCGCCACCCACAGGAAGAUGACCCUGUCCUUGGCUGACCGCUGCUCAAAGACGCAGAAGAUCCGAAUCCUCCCCAUGGCCGGACGAGAUCCUGAGUCGCAUCGCAACGAAAUGAUCAAGAAAGAGGAGGAGCGUCUGCGAGCGUCUAUCCGCAGAGAGUCCCAGCAGAGGAGGAUGAGGGAGAAGCAGCACCAGAGAGGCCUGAGCAGCAGUUACCUGGAGCCUGAUCGCUAUGAUGAUGAGGAAGAGGGCGAGGAAGCCAUCAGUCUGGCAGCCAUCAAGAGUAAAUACAAGGGAGGAGGGGGCCUGAGAGAGGAGAGAGCAAGGAUCUACUCAUCAGACAGUGAUGAAGGCUCUGACGAUGACAAGGCCCAGAGGCUGAUGAAGGCUAAGAAGCUCGACAGUGAUGAGGAGGGCGAGGGGUCGGGCAAGAGAAAGGCAGAGGAUGAGGACGAAACGGCCACCAAGAAGGCAAAAAAAUAUGUCAUCAGCGACGAAGAAGAAGAAGAAGAGGAGGAAGAGGAUGAUGAAUAAUUCACUUUUUUACCAUUCCACUGUCUUAUCAAUGCCCACAUGGCUUUAACAGCCAUAUCUUGUUUUGUAGAUUUUCUUAAGAUGUGUGUGUAUGUGGGAGUGUGUGUGUGAGUUAUUGUUUAUGUUCUGUACAGCGAGGAGAAAAUAAAGAAAAUACUCUCCUUAUGUAACUCAGACUCCCAAA